CCCUGGCAGUGGUGAAUGAACAGUCACAAAAGGAACUUGAAUGUCACUGAUACCAUUUACAGAAAAAGUGUGACCACGGGUCACAGACAGAGCCACAGUCACACCGCUACCAUAAACCUUACCCGAAUAACAAUUUAAUGUGACAGCUAAUAAGAGUCAACAGCUUGAGAGCUUUCAAAAUUGUCCCACUACUGUUUUAUAGCUGAACAUAAAGAAACUGCAGCUUUAAAUUUUGGGAGUCAAAGACAGUUGUGUUGACCGAGGCAGCUGGACUUCAAGUACUAAUUUUGAAAAAAAAAGGAAGAGCUAGUGCUUUGAAAAUGAAGAAACCAGCAGAAGGAACAGGGGUAGCCAUUAGGAAGAGAUCUAAGUUGCCUGGAGUUAUGAUCACUCAAUACGUUGAGGAACUGCCACCUGGAAUGACUACUCCAGAUUUUACUAGAAAACCCAUACCCUUAACUAUCCAGGAAGGCAAGCAGGCCCUUUUCACAGCUAUUGUAAAUGGAGAUCCAGUACCGGAGGUCUCGUGGGGAUGUAACAAGGGAGAUAUCUCUGAUACAGAAAAAUAUAUAACAAGAUUUGAUCAAAGAAAUGGAGAAUAUAUACUGGAGUUACCGCAUGUGUCUUCAGAACAAGCAGACACUUAUAAAUGUCUUGCCAUAAAUCCAUUCGGAAGAGCUGUUUGUACCGCUGCGCUGAAUGUUAUUGAGGUUGGGUUCAAAAAGAGAAAGCCAGCUCCUAAAAAUGACCCUGAGGAUUUCAGAAAAAUGUUGAAGAAAAAAGUUGUUAUGAGAAAAGAAAAGCCAUGUAAGGAGGGAGAAAUUGAUCCAAGGUUCUGGGAGGUGUUACUGAGUGCACACAGGAAAGAUUACGAGCGCAUCUGUCAUGAAUAUGGAGUCACUGACUUUCGCUGGAUGCUGAGAAAACUUAACCAAAUGAAGAUGGAAAGAGAAGCGGAGCAGUCCAAGUAUGUUGAGAAAGUCGACAGCAUGAAACAGAUAGAGGUAAUAACUGAUGGAACAGCUAAAUUUGAACUCGACAUGAAGUUGAAGGAUCCCAGCAAUAAAAUCUUGCUUUACAAAGAUGGGAAACUGCUCGACUAUGGGGAUGGAUCUGAUGACUCCAAAAGACAUAAUAUGAAACAAUUUGGUGAAACAUACUUGUUCAGCAUUAGGGAUCUUGUCCCAGACGAUGCUGGAUUAUACCAAGUGGAUGUUGAGGAUGCAAACAUGUUCUCAACUUCCUUAAGCUUACCUGAUGUGCAUUUUGAAAGCGCUUUGAAGGACACUACAGUGGUUCAGGGUCAGGAUGCAGUGUUUGAGUGUUCCCUAUCGAAACCCCUUCCACAAAUCACCUGGUGCGCCAAUGACAUCACUGUUGAGCCGGGAGAAAAAUAUGAUAUCACAGUCUCCAAAAAUAAGCACGCUCACAAACUGGCAGUUAAAAACUGUAAAGCAGAGGAUAAGGGAGUCUACUCGGCUAUUGUGGGACUCAAGUCAAGCCAGGGGGCUUUAGUUGUUGAAGAAGAUAAUGCCCAUGGGAAAGCUGACGAAGUGGACGAACUUGCUAGACGUCUAGUUGAGGAGCAAGCCAGACUGCAAAGAGAAAAGGACGAGUUGGAAAGAAAAGCCCAGGAAGAAAGAGAUGAAGCAGCAAGGAAAGCCCAGGCAGAAAAAGAUGAGGCAACGAGGAAAGCCCAGGCUGAACGAGAUGAGCCGGCCAGGAGAAAAUCCCAGGCUGAGCGAGAUGAGGCAGCGAGGAAAGCCCAGGAAGAAAGAGAUGAAGCAGCAAGGAAAGCCCAGGCUGAACAAGAUGAGGCAGCCAGAAGGAAAGCCAAGGAAGAAAGAGAUGAGGCGGCUAGGAGGAAAGCCCAGGCAGAAAAAGAUGUGGCGGCCAGGAGGAAAGCCCAGGAUGAACAAGAUGAAGCAACGAGGAAAGCCCAGAAAGAAAGAGAUGAGGCAGCGAGGAAAGCUCAGGCUGAACGAGAUGAGGCGGCUAGGAGAAAAGCCCAGGAAGAAAGAGAUGAAGCAGCAAGAAAAGCCCAGGCAGAAAAAGAUGAGGUGGCCAGGAGGAAAGCACAGGCUGAACGAGAUGAGGCGGCUAGGAGGAAAGCCCAGGCUGAACAAGAUGAGGCAGCCAGGAGAAAAGCCCAGGCUGAACAAGAUGAGGCGGCCAGGAGGAAAGCCCAGGAAGAAGGAGAUGAGGUGGCCAGGAGGAAAGCACAGGCUGAACGAGAUGAGGCGGCCAGGAGGAAAGCCCAGGCUGAACAAGAUGAGGCGGCCAGGAGGAAAGCCCAGGAAGAAGGAGAUGAGGCGGCCAGGAGGAAAGCCCAGGCUGAACAAGAUGAGGCGGCCAGGAGGAAAGCCCAGGAAGAAGGAGAUGAGGCGGCCAGGAGGAAAGCACAGGCUGAACAAGAUGAGGCGGCCAGGAGGAAAGCCCAGGAAGAAGGAGAUGAGGCGGCCAGGAGGAAAGCACAGGCUGAACGAGAUGAGGCAACAAGGAAAGCCCAGAAAGAAAGAGAUGAAGCAGCGAGGAAAGCCCAGGGUAAACAAGAUGAGGCAGCCAGGAGAAAAGCCCAGGAAGAAAGAGAUGAGGCGGCCAGGAGGAAAGCCCAGGAAGAAAGAGAUGAGGCGGCCAGGAGGAAAGCCCAGGCUGAACAAGAUGAGGUGGCCAGGAGAAAAGCCCAGGAAGAAAGAGAUAAGGUGGCCAGGAAGAAAGCCCAGGAAGAAAGAGAUGAGGCGGCCAGGAGGAAAUCCCAGGCAGAAAAAGAUGAGGCAGCGAGGAAAUCCCAGGCAGAAAAAGAUGAGGCAGCGAGGAAAGCCCAGGCUGAACGAGAUGAGGCAGCCAGGAGGAAAGCCCAGGCUGAACGGGAUGAGGCGGCCAGGAGGAAAAGCCAGGAAGAAAAAGAUGAGGCAGCGAGGAAAGCCCAGGCUGAACGAGAUGAGGCAGCCAGGAGGAAAGCCCAGGCUGAAUGGGAUGAGGCGGCCAGGAGGAAAGGCCAGGCAGAAAAAGAUGAGGCAGCGAGGAAAUCCCAGGCAGAAAAAGAUGAGGCAGCGAGGAAAUCCCAGGCAGAAAAAGAUGAGGCAGCGAGGAAAGCCCAGGCUCAACGAGAUGAGGCAGCCAGGAGGAAAGCCCAGGCUGAACGGGAUGAGGCGGCCAGGAGGAAAGGCCAGGAAGAAAAAGAUGAGGCAGCGAGGAAAGCUCAGGCUGAACGAGAUGAGGCAGCCAGGAGGAAAGCCCAGGAAGAAAAAAAUGAGGCAGCGAGGAAAGCCCAGGCUGAACGAGAUGAGGCUGCCAAGAGGAAAGCCCAGGCAGAAAAAGAUGAGGCAGCGAGGAGGGCACAGGCUGAACGAGAUGAAGCAGCAAGGAGGGCACAGGCGGAGAGAGACGAGGCAGCGAGGAAGGCACAGGAGGAGGCAGAUGAGGCAGCGAGAAAGGCGCAGGCCGAGCAAGAUGUUGCCAAUAGGAUGGCAGCCAUGGCGGCAAGGAAUGGAGAAGUCAAUAUUGGAUCUACUCUGGGAGAAACAGGGAAGGAUGAAAAAGGAAUUGGAGAUAAAAAACGUAAGAAGCGAGUUGGUGAACUAGUUCCUGACACCAUUAUAGACCACAGAGUUCACUUCUUGAGCGGUUUGUCUAAUACUGCAGCCAAAGUCGGAGAACGAGCAGAAUUGUCCUGCAAGCUUAGCAGUGAAGAUAGCACUGGGAUGUGGUACAAAGAUGGCAAAGAGUUGGAGGCUAAGGACACAAUUACGGUGGUCAAAGAUGGGGCUCAACACAAACUCAUCAUCAACAACUGCCAUGAUAAAGAUUCAGGGAAAUACAAGUUUGAGGCAGAAGGAUGUAAAUCAGAGGCUACAUUAACCAUUGAAGAUCCUCCUAAAAUUGAUGCAGAUGCCCUGAGUAAAUUCUCAGAGCCUGUUAAUGUGAAAACUGGAGAGAGCGCUUCCUUCAAGCUGCCGUUCUCAGGGAAAGAUCCCAUUAGGAUUCAGUGGUUUCAAGAUGACGAGGAGCUGCAAGAGGGUCACGGUGUCAAAAUCGAGAAGUCUUCAACUCACAGCCGCCUCCGUCUCGCUAAAUGCCAGCGCAAAGAUACGAGCGAGAUUAAAGUCAAAAUUAAGAAUGAGUUUGCCACCGUGGAGGCAUCGUCAAAACUUAUUGUGCUUGAUAAACCAACUCCCCCUCAAGGGCCUGUGGAAACUGUUGAAAGCUCCCUGUCUGCCGUCGAGUUUAAAUGGAAGCCCCCAAAAGACGAUGGCGGCUGCAAAGUGAUUAAUUACAACCUGGAACGACAGCAGGUGGGACGAAACACCUGGACUAAAAUCGGAGACAUUCCCGAACAGCCUACCUACAGAGACACAGAUGUCGAACGCGGUCGAAAGUACUGCUACAAGAUACGGGCGAAAAACUCUGAAGGCCUCAGCGAUAACUUGACAAGUGAGGUUAUUGCUGCAGGCAGUUUGGCAUUUCCCGGUUCUCCUGCUCCUCCAAAAAUAGCCAGUGCCUUCAAAGACUGCAUUAACCUGGCAUGGCUCCCUCCAUCGAACACCGGAGGUGGCAGCAUUAUCGGCUACAAUGUGGAAAAACGCAAAAAGGGCAGCAAUAUAUGGAGUCAAGUGAACCCAAAAGAUGAGCCAAUCAGAGAGAAAAAAUACGCUGUAAAAGAUAUCAUAGAGGGAGCGGAGUAUGAAUUCAGGGUGAGUGCUAUUAACACAUGUGGCCCUGGGGAACCAAGUUGGCCCUCUGAAUGUGCAUUCGCAAGAGACCCCAAAAAGCCUCCUGGUCAAGUCAAAGAUCUCAAAAUAACUGGAUCCAGCUACACCAAUCUAUCCCUAUCAUGGACUAAACCAACAGAGGUGAAAGGUGUGGAAGAUGAAGCAAAAGGCUAUUUUUUGGAAAUCAGACCCACAGAUCAACUUGAUUGGAGUCGAUGCAAUACAAAUGCGGUGAUUCAGACUUCCUUUACUAUCGUGGGCCUGAAGUCAAUGGCCAGUUAUUGGGUAAGAGUAAUUGCGACCAAUGAAGGAGGGGAGGGGCUUCCACAAGGCUUGGACAAUUACAUCAUCGCCAUGCCGCCACCAGUUAAACCAAAGUUCACUGACAGUAAAAUGAAGAGCUUUAUGGUUGUUAAGGCCGGAAACACUGUGCGUGUCAGCAUCAGUUUUGAGGCCUCUCCUUUACCCGACAUCACAUGGCUAAAAGACGGUUUUCCCGUAGGCAAACAUGUGACGAUUACUAAUUUUGACAAAGGCUCUCAACUAUUUAUUUACACAUCCGAGCUGUGUGACACUGGCAUCUAUACGGUCACUAUCAAGAAUGUGGUGGGCCAGGACACUUUCAGUAUUGAAAUUAGAGUCACUGAUGAUCCCAAACCUCCAGGUCCAGUAGAACUGGAGCAGAAUGUCCAAGGCACCGUAACAAUUACAUGGGCUCCAUCUCCUGACGAGAAACGGGACGACCGUCUGCAUUACAUGGUCAUGCAGAGGGACUCGAUUAAGGGGACAUGGUGCACCAUCGCUGACCGUUUGUUCAACAACAAAUUCACUGUCAUCAACAUCUUGCCUGGAAGAGAAUACAACUUCAGAGUUUUUGCAAAGAACGACUUAAGCCUUUCAGAGCCAUCACUGUCUCCGGUUUGGGGAACCACAAAGAAAAAAGAAAAAUUCACUUGUGAGUUGCCCAAACCAAAGACCGUCGACUUCCAGGUGGCCCCUAAAUUUAUUGUCCCUUUGAAACUUCAUGCAGCUCCACCGGGUUAUGAGUGCUACAUGAGCUGUGCUGUUAUCGGCAACCCGACUCCACAUAUCACCUGGUACCAUGACAACGUCAACCUCAACAUGAACACCGACUACUACAUCACAAAUGUGUGCGGCGUUUGUUCAUUGCUCAUUCUGAGGGUUGGACCCAAAGAUAUGGGAGAGUACAAGGUUGUGGCUGAAAGCCCCCUAGGACAGGCUGAGUGCUCCACCAAACUUGUAGUUAGAGGUAUUGCUUCAUAUUUAGGUCCGGGUGGCUGUUUAUAAUUAUUACACUGUAUUUGUCAAGCGUAAGAAAACUUGUUUAUAAUCAAUAUGAUUUUAACUUUUAGACAUCUAACAUA
Messenger RNA from Misgurnus anguillicaudatus (oriental weatherfish), 6097 nucleotides. Lineage: Eukaryota; Metazoa; Chordata; Actinopteri; Cypriniformes; Cobitidae. The record is from RefSeq and is a predicted model, not a curated record.